AUGGAGGAAGCUGGAAGUUCGUUUCCUCAGCGAACGGCGUCAGUGAAGAAGCGGGUUUCCGUUGCUUGUCAAACGGACGUGCCAUACGGUGCGACGAGCCAUUCUUCAUUGGCUCAGCCGAAUCGCACGGCAUCGAGUGGCUUAUUAGCUGUGAACCCUUCGAGCACCCCAGCAACAAGUUCUCGGGCCACAACGACUUCACCCGCGACCGAAGAGCAAACGUUAAGGGUUACAAUUCAGCAUUUUUCGAAGAUGGUGGAUACGCUCUGCUCUCCAUGUAAACGAAUCAAUGGUGUUCCAUGGAGGAUAAUGGUAAUGCCAAAACAACAUAUGGUGCAGAAGAAGAACCAAAAGUGUAUGGGCUUUUUCCUGCAAUGUUGUCCAGACAACACCUAUUCGGAUGCGUGGACGUGUCAAUCUGUAGCAGAAAUGCGGUUGAUCGCCCAGAAAAGUGGUGUACAAAAUUUCGUGCGGAAAACUACGCACGUAUAUAGUGCUAAAGAAAAUGAUUGGGGCUAUUCGUGCUUUAUGACUUGGGCGGAUUACUUGACGAAAGCAAGGGCUAAUGAUAAAGGAUGGACCGAUGUCACCGUUGCGAAAUAA
Molecule: messenger RNA, 603 nt
Organism: Cooperia oncophora
Lineage: Eukaryota; Metazoa; Nematoda; Chromadorea; Rhabditida; Trichostrongylidae
Source: the annotation of a GenBank genome assembly